UGCCCUAAUUUUCAGUGGGUUGAACACGGCAACACUGUUUUGCGAUUAGUUUGUUGGAUACACGUCACGCGAAAAAUAAUUCGUGGCUGUUUUGGAGAGUGGUUAUGUUAAUCUUCAUUCAUUGGCAGAAUAUUUUAAUUUCAGUCUGUUACACAUAAAGGAACCAUGUUCAGGAAAAUAGGAAUUUUCUUCGCCGUAUUUGCUGUGGGGCUCUGCCUUGAUGACAAGGCAGGAGAUAUUCAAGGGGCCAGACUACUGGUUUCCAAGCAGAUUUUGAACAAAUACUUGGUACAGGGCAAAGAUAUUGAAGUGCGAUAUGCCAUACACAAUAUUGGAAAGGCCCCAGCAGUCAAUGUUCAACUAACUGAUGUCGGCUUCAAUUCUGAAGCAUUCGAAAUUGUUGGGGGACAUCUUUCUACUAAGUUUGCCAGAAUUCCACCAGAAUCCAACUUUACCCACGUGGUUGUUGUGCGACCAAACAGAUUUGGAUUUUUCAAUUUCACCAGCUCACAAAUCAGCUACAAACUUUCUGAUGCUCCAGAUGCUAAGACCCAAGUUUCCUACAGCAGUGAACCAGGUGAAGGAGGAAUCGUUGCUUUCCGGGACUUUGACAAAAAGUUCUCAGCCCACUAUUGGGACUGGUUGGCAUUUGCUGUUAUGACUUUGCCGUCUUUGGCCAUUCCCGUAAUGCUUUGGUACAACAGCAAGAGCGCUUACGAGAAGCUGAAUAAACCUAGCAAGAAACACUAAAACUCAUCAAGAGAUCAUUAAUUUAUUUUGGAUGUGUUAAAUGAAGAGUGCCUGAUUAUCUAAGUAAGAACAGCAUCAGGAAAAUACAGAAUUGCAUCUGCCGAUAUUGAGUAGCUACUUUUAUUUAUAACUUGUUACUGAUUUUGUUUUUCUUGGCUACGUUCUAAGGCGAUUUUUCGUGUAGCCAAAGCUCAAGUCUAAUAAGUCAACUUGAAUUAAUAACAUGGCUAGUUAUACCUUUCACAAGUUUUUGUUAAGUAGUUUUUCUAUGUUUGUAUUCCAAACGUAUUUUCAGUGAACAAUAAAUCGUUUUUUUCUA
Dendroctonus ponderosae (mountain pine beetle) is the source of this 1069-nucleotide messenger RNA. It is a transcript of the gene SsRbeta, whose product is annotated as translocon-associated protein subunit beta. The transcript is spliced from 3 exons. Gene Ontology annotation, cellular component: endoplasmic reticulum; membrane. The coding region runs from base 166 to 750 and encodes 194 amino acids. NCBI's taxonomy places the organism in Eukaryota, Metazoa, Arthropoda, Insecta, Coleoptera, Curculionidae. The record is from RefSeq and is a predicted model, not a curated record.